Messenger RNA from Leguminivora glycinivorella, 4682 nucleotides. Its product is annotated as mucin-5AC-like. Gene Ontology annotation, molecular function: calcium ion binding. NCBI's taxonomy places the organism in Eukaryota, Metazoa, Arthropoda, Insecta, Lepidoptera, Tortricidae. Bases 190 to 4395 code for a protein of 1401 amino acids. The transcript is spliced from 16 exons. The record is from RefSeq and is a predicted model, not a curated record.
CCUGCUUAUGAUAUACCUAUUAGAGAUAACAGCGAUGAAACAACUACUGUAAAAUUCACUCGACCAACUACUACCACAACUACGGAAAAGGUUAAACCAGUUUACGAAACCUCAGAAGAAAUAUACGAUGGCCAAGAAGAUACAGAUAAUAUUAACAGUGAGAUCGAUGGAGAAAUCAGCCAGGAAUCGAUGAAGGUACCUAUCGUCAGUACGUCAAGUGACGUUGAGCACACGUCUAAAUCAACAACACAACUAACUCUACUGCAAGAUGAGGUGAUACCGACGCAGGAAACUCCAAAAGACAAAAAUGUGAAUCUCAUAGAUUUCAAUCCUGGAACACAAACCGAAAAACCGUUUGGGUCCAACAAUAGCACUUCGUUUUCAUCUAAUACAAUUAAACCUAUAUAUGAUCGUAAUCCAUAUGUGGAUCCUAGACCAUUUACGGUUAAUACUAUAACAACCUUAGAUCAUCAGUUGCACCAACCCCAUUGGCAGAUUAACCAAAUGUUAGAAAAUUCUACUAAUAUUUCGUAUGAAGAAAACUUUGAUUUGAACACUGGUGAAGAAAUGAGCACCAUAUCCACCACUAAGCCAUCUACUACACGUAAGGUGCCCUAUUACUCUAACAACCAGGAUGGUAAAUAUAGAAGACCACCUAGACCGGUUUUCUCUGCUCGUCCAAACAACACAUCUCAUGAUCCUAAUAAUAUUAUUACGUCUACAGUUCAUAUACAAGACAAAAAACCUUUGAUAAUCGAAAAACCGAGCGAAAAGACAACAUUACCAACAUUUACUAUUACAACAGAUUUAGAUGUCAAUCGGACUUCAAGUGAAAUUAUCGAUUUAUCACCGCCACCGCCAACAAUUGACUAUAAUUUCAAGCCUUCAACGAACGAUGAAAUGAUUAUGGGAAUGAGUCCUCCACCUCCUCGGACUCCACCUGCUAUAAGACAACCUGUCAGAACUACCCCAAGACCUAUUCGAACACCUCCUUUCUCUAAAACUUUACCACCUCGCACAUUGCCUCCGAGGACAUUGCCUCCUAGAACAACAACUCAGAGACCUACAAGAAAACCUGUCACGAGAGAAGAAGUAUCAACUUAUAGACCUUCUUUCGAUAUUAAUAACAUGAAACGUCCAGUUUACAACCCCGGCCAGCCAUCGUUGCAACUAUUACCUCCGCCUCAGGAACCAUCACGUGUUAUUGAAGUAAAUCCAGAACCAACAGAAAGACCAACACCUCCAUCGGUCAUUUUCCCUACACCUGUUUCUUCAGGAUGGUUAACUUCGUCAGGGAUUGAAUUUGCAUCAGGUUAUGACUUUGAACCUACCUCUAUACAGUUCCCUGGAACAGCUGGAACUGUGGUUCCCACCAUAAUUGCUCCGUGGCACACUUCGUCCACCGAGAAAAGUUCAAAGGAAGAAGAGUCAAGUGAACGUAAUGAUAAUCUUAGCACAGAAAAACCUGUCACUGAAGAAAACGCAUCAGAUUCGAGCAAAGAGGCUACUGAUCAUCAAUCUUCUGUUACUUUUGAAAGGCCCACGGAAUCCUCUAGCACAGAAUCACAAGAGGACGUUUCUACAGAAAGAGUCAAGUUUGGAACCUCAGGAUAUAGGAAUAGAACUCGUAGACCUUACCCAUCACGAGAUAGCUCCAGUAAAUAUAAGACUACCACAACCAAAAAACCUACUUCAACAACGAAACCUGUAAGAACACGUCCAGAAAUAUUAUAUCCUACAAGGCCUACUCCCACUAAGAAGAUUCCUGUAAUCAGGCCAAUACCUCAGAGGCCUAUAACAAUUAGUCCAUCAAGCGUUAUUGAAAGUUCGGAAUCUCCAGUUGAAGAGAAUUUCAUUAAACCAACAGAAGUACUUAAAGAAAGCUCGUUGCCUUCUAUACAAGAAUUAGAGGCUUCAAACGUAAUAAAAAAAGUACCACCAAGCGUAUAUACUCCUAUUGCAGAAGGUAGCGUAGUUGUCAAGCCAACUCACCACGCCGGUAACGAAGUUAAAGUAUUUGACGAGAUCAUACCGACAAAAACUGAAUUUAAGACUAUGGUAGUGACUUUAACAAAGACUUUAUCUGAACCACCGCAAAUCAUUUCUAGCAUAGGAUACGUUAACUUAACUCAUACUCGUACUGUUACUCAUACGAAGACAAGUCUUGUGAGUCAAUCAGAAGGAGCUGUAACGCAAACGUUAAUAUUGACUAAUAUACGUACAUCAACGAUAGUAGACGUUGUCACUGAAGUUUAUACACAAGUUCAGCCAACUACAAUAAUUGAGACUGUAACCAAACAUAUUCCUAUACCUUUAGACCCAACGCCGGUUGUAGAAGCGACCACAAAGACAAAAUUGGCUCUAGAUGAUGUUACUAUGUCUUCAGAAGAAACUGACAAUUUCAUCAUUAAAGACAAUGAGACAACUGAAAAUAUACAAAAGAUUCAUACUGAAGGUGACAAUGAAAACGAUACGUUCUUAAUAGUAAUGAAUAAAUCACAGAAUGGUGGGCAGGCGCCACCUGUACAGACAGAUAUUGAUACCGGUGAUUAUGAUGGAAUCACUAGGAAUGAACAAGUUAAUAGCAACGGAGUGUCUCAAGUUCUAUUUGGAGAAAUAUUACUUGCUGGAACGCCAUAUUUGGAAACCACAAACGUCGGCCAUCCCACUGGUGCAGGAUACGGCAAGGAAUGCCAACCAGACUGCAAAGCGUCGAGGAACGAGCGAUGCCAGAGGAUCGAUGGACUUAUGAAGUGCGUGUGCAGACCUGGAUUCGCCAGGAUGUUCCCUGACAGACCUUGCAAACCUACCUACACCUACUCCGUGAAGCUCGCCCUCGGCACCCAAGGCAACCAGCGUCUUCACUUCCACGAGAGCCUGGCAGAUAACUCGAGCAAGCAGUACCAGGCUCUCGCCCUGGCUACACAUGAGGGCAUCAACCGUAUGGUCAUGCAGUCAGAUCUGAGGGAUGUGUUCCAUGGAGUGCACAUCACGGGCUUCCAUCCGGUGGAGAUGAGGAGCGAUGGAGAGUUGUACCAGGGAGUGAUGAACGACUUUUAUGUGCAGUUGUCCGACAACGCACACGAGAGCCGCCUUAAAGAAGUACUUGAGAAGUAUCUCCGACACAACAACUACAGUCUUGGAGGAACCGACGUGCUCGCCGCAGGAGAACUGGUGGACAAGUUGGAAGUUAACGAUUUCGACGAGUGCGUAAGCGGUCAGUUCCACGAUUGUUCGGAGCAUUCACAGUGUUUCAACCUCCGAGGAACUUAUACUUGCAGCUGUCUAGAGGGCUUCGCGGACUUGAGCGUCAACUCGCAGUACCCUGGCAGAAUAUGUUCUGCUGAACCAGUGGGAUGCGAGAGGUGCAAUUACCAUGGAGCGUGCUACUCCCGAGACGACCGUAGAGUGCUGUGCGAAUGCUUCCAGUGGUACGCGGGCAGCACGUGCCAUAUCAAUCUGAAGGUGGUGCUGAUAUCCUUGGUCGUGGUUGGCGCACUACUGACGGCUGUUCUAGCAGCAUGCGCCGUGAUCGCUUGUUCACGUCGUCCGCGGCCGCCGCCUCGCUCCAUCGUGGCUUGUAUACAGAGCAUGCCGGGACUACAUCAGGGUGCCAUGCCUUCAAAGCAGCGUGCCGAUCGAAGAGCCCUGAUCAGCGAGAGGGGAGCGGAUUCCGGCGACGCGUCGAGUGUACAGAAUGCCUCGCUUCCCUACAUGCCGGCUAAGAGACCGAGUAAGAAGACGGCCAUCUCCGACCCCCCAGCACACGACCCGCCGCCACCGCCAGCGCCAGCUGUCAUGAUACCACGAGCACGCCUACAUCCACACCAUUCUGACAGCCGGGAAAACAUCUCACGGAAGAAGAGUCUGGAGCUCAGCAGCGAAGCCAAACUGAUCAGCUACCUGGAGUCGGGAGCUGUCAACAACAGUAAUACCAACGAUGAGAUGAGAAGAAAACACAGUAUGGAGUCAUCUUACAGUGCCAUGAAAGAAAGACAUAAUAAGCAAGGUGCUUUAGUAUCAGCAGGGUUCAAGGUGUCCACGACCAUCCGGCCAGAUGAACCAAUCAAGGACGACCGCGAUGACAUGUCGUCUGUGCACAAGGAUAUGGAUGACCUGCGGUUCGACUCGCUCAGGAAAUCUUACAGCCAAGAAGACUUAUCAGAAUGGACUGAUGCCGAACGGCGACUUGGAGAGCUAACUCUAUCGGAGGCUCGUUCGGUGGGCGGGACUUUACCAGCCAGCACAGGGCGAGCAGUAUCGUCAACUCGUUUAACACAUCAGGAGGCCAACACGAUGGCGGAGCGCGACCUCGGAUCCACCUUCUUACUGCCGCACGUGCACCUUUAUAAACCGGACCUAACGAGCGACGUAUCGGAGUUCGAUUCCCUGUGAAGACAAGUCAUUUAGAUUACUGUAAGACUUCAAGUGGCUUGAAAUUGUACCACCAAAGUGAAGACUAAUAUUUAUUUUAUGUUAUAAGUUGGCACGCGGCAUUGCUUUAACUUGGCUUUGCACUGCCGUGUGCCUCGGUGCUUAAUAGAACACACGGAUGAUGGAAGAGAUUGGAGAUGCUUAUUAUGCUUAACCAUUUUUUUAGUAAAUUUGUAUACUCUUUUUGUGACCAUUCUUGCUCUAUUAGAUACAAAGAAGACUUGAGUUUACGAUUGUUUAUAGAAAAA